UGGCGGAUUGGGGGAUUAAGCGCUCUACGCAUGCGUGAAAGUUGGAAAACAUGGAAUUUUUUAGGCACAUUACGGGUUCGAAACGUAUCGCGUUGCGCCUGAGACAUUCGUCCAUGACUAAAAAAGAGUUUCAGUACUCCGAGGGGGGUCACACAUUGUGUUUUCAAUGUGUACAAGCAGCAUCUCGAGCUUAGCGUCCAUUUCUAUCUCGUUCAUAUUUAGGGCCAGGUCCUUUUCCCACAAUCCAGCGCGACGUUACAGAUAUCCCUGUUUAGCUGGUUGUCUUUCCUGGCGCAAGUCUCUGGCAGGAGGCUGCUGGUAGUUUGACUGUGCAAAGACGGUAAGAAGCGACCGACCGGCGGGGGAGGCAGGCAAGGCAAAGGAAAGGACAGGGGGAAUUUAGGCUGUGUCCCGUAUUUGGAAUAAGCAAGACUAGACUACAGCUUUCCACUUGACGUGAAACGAGCUCCUCUGCAACCUUCAGAAAGGAGCCGCAUUUUUGACGACUAACUUACGGGGCUGUUGGAACUCCUGAACUAAUAGUCGUUUUGACCUGUAAAGAAACUAAAGAGACAUUUGGUUUCUGGACGAAGAAUGGGAUUUAAACAACAUAUGUGCCAGCAUUGAGUUGGGAAAACAAGGGAAUAUUUUCCAGUUGGAAAGAAAAAUAACCAGUGUCGAAAGUGGUUAAAUUCAGCCGAGCUUUGCUAACACGGAGCAUAUUGUAUGUCAACUUCUAAAAAAAAGGGGGGCAACGAUGGCAUUUAGGAACGAAGAAAAGUAACGUCAACGUGAGCUCGCUGGUUAGCUAAAUAGCUAACCUAGCAGGCUGCUAACUAAGCCUGUGUCGCCCUUCCAUUCCUGGAGCGGAGGGGCGCUGGGGCUUUGUAGCAUUGCAGAUCUGCCUUGCAUUUUUGGAUUGCUGCAAGAAUGGAGAAUCCCAAAUAUCUGCCACAACAACUCAGGGAGAUCUGCUGAACCGCAUCGACUCGUUUCUUCCCUUUUCCCACACAGAGAAGACCAGAAAACUGCCAGCUAACGUUUGGAUUUCAUCAGAAUCAGCCGGCCCAGGGCAGCCGGGGUCUGUAAUUGUGAAUACUUCUUUUCGUAUAUGCCCUGUGGGGAUAGGUAUUAUAAAAUGGGGAAGUGCAACACGUUUUAUCCACCUCUUAGAUGCUGGAUCUCAGGAGGGAGAUCAUGAGUAGACCGGUUUUAACGAGGAAUUAGCCCCGGCUUGCCCUCAAUUGAAAGUUUUAUUAUUUUUCGAGAUAUAUUCAAGGUGAGAGAACUUCUUUACAGGCCCCUCUGCGCUAACUAACAGGCCGAGGAGGUGCUUGCUCAUAUCCCUCCCCACCUCUUCCAUCAUCAUUAGUUCAGAAACCAACAGGCCGGAAUAAUCAUGUCGGGAGAGGUGCGUUUGAAGAAGCUGGAGAAGCUGAUCCUGGACGGGCCAGCUCAGUCUAACGGCCAGUGCCUGAGUGUGGAAACGCUGCUGGAUAUCCUGGUCUGCCUCUACGAUGAGUGCAACAACUCCCCUCUCAGAAGAGAGAAGAAUAUCACGGAGUUUUUGGAGUGGGCAAAACCCUUCACUUCCAAAGUGAAGCAGAUGCGGCUACACAAGGAAGACUUUGAGAUCCUUAAGGUGAUUGGACGAGGAGCCUUUGGAGAGGUUGCAGUCGUAAAAGUGAGGAACACCGACAAGGUAUUCGCCAUGAAGAUUCUCAACAAGUGGGAGAUGCUGAAGCGAGCUGAGACGGCGUGUUUUCGGGAGGAGCGGGAUGUGUUGGUAAAUGGGGACUGUCAGUGGAUCACCACCCUGCACUACGCCUUCCAGGACGACAAUAAUCUGUACCUGGUCAUGGACUACUACGUGGGUGGUGACCUCCUGACUCUGCUCAGUAAGUUUGAGGACCGGCUGCCGGAGGAGAUGGCCAAGUUCUACCUGGCUGAGAUGGUGCUGGCCAUCGACUCCGUUCACCAGUUACACUACGUCCACAGGGACAUUAAGCCCGACAACAUUCUGUUGGAUAUGAACGGCCACAUCCGCCUAGCUGACUUCGGCUCCUGCCUCAAACUCAUGGAGGACGGGACGGUCCAGUCCUCCGUGGCGGUGGGGACUCCAGACUACAUCUCCCCAGAAAUCCUCCAGGCUAUGGAGGAUGGGAAAGGCAAGUAUGGGCCUGAGUGUGACUGGUGGUCCCUGGGCGUCUGCAUGUAUGAAAUGCUGUAUGGAGAGACUCCUUUCUAUGCUGAGUCCCUGGUGGAAACCUAUGGGAAGAUCAUGAACCAUAAGGAACGAUUCCAAUUCCCACAGCAGAUAACAGAUGUGUCAGAGGACGCAAAGGAUCUGAUUCGUCGGCUCAUUUGCAGUCGAGAGCACCGAUUGGGCCAGAAUGGCAUUGAAGACUUCAAGCACCACCCCUUCUUCAUGGGCAUUGACUGGGAAAACAUUCUGACUUGUGAGGCCCCCUACAUCCCAGAGGUCAGCAGUCCUACAGAUACCUCCAACUUUGAUGUGGACGAUGACUGCCUAAAGAACUCGGAGACCAUGCCCCCUCCCUCCCACACUGCCUUCUCUGGCCACCACCUGCCCUUUGUGGGUUUCACAUACACAAGUAAAUGUACCCUGUCUGACCGGGGUUGCCUGCGACAGCUGGCAUCAGAGGCGGGUAAGGCAGGUCAGGACCAGUUGGACCUGGAAGUGCAGCGUAGCCUGGAGGACAGCCUGGCCACUGAGGCCUACGAGAGGAGGAUCCGACGCCUGGAGCAGGAGAAACUAGAGCUGAGCCGCAAACUGCAAGAGUCUACUCAAACAGUGCAGGCCCUGCAGCACCAGACAGGCGAAGGCCCUCUCAGUGCUAACAAGGAGGUGGAGAUCAGGAGUCUGAAGAGCGAGAUUGAUGUCCUCAAGAAGCAGAUCGCUGACUCAGGCCAGCUGGAGAAGCAGCUGGAGGACGUGUCGUUGGCCCGCAGGGACUUGGAGGACUCAUCUAGACACAUUAAAACUCUGGAGAAACAAAUGAAGAGCCUUACACAGGAGAGGGAUGAGCUGCACAAGGAUGUUCUGGAGGCCAGUGAGAAGCUCAAGUCUCAGUCAAAGGAGCUGAAGGAAGCCCACAGCCAGAGAAAACUGGCCAUGCAAGAGUUUUCUGAGCUCAAUGAGAGACUCACAGACCUCAGGUCGGCGAAGCAGCGCCUCGCUCGCCAGUUGCGCGACAAGGAGGAGGAAAUAGAGAGCCAGAGCCAGAAAACUGAGGCUCUCCGUCUUGAGGUGCGAAAGGCAGAGAGGGCCAAGAAGGAGAUGGAGGCACAGACGGAGGAGCAGGCAGCAGAGGCUCAGAAAGAGAGGAAGCUGAGAGAGCGUAAUGAGCAGUACAGCCGACAGCUGGAGGAGGAGCUGGAGGGUCUUAAGUUGAAACAGGCUGGCCCCUCCGCCUCCCCGGCCUCAGUGGACCAGACCCAGGAGGUGGGACGCCUGCGGGGAGACCUGGAGAAGAAGACGCUCUUGUACGAGGAGGAGUUGACGCGCAGGGAAGCGCAGCACAGCACGGAGCUGAAGACCCUGCGCAAGGAGCUGCGGGACGGUGAGAGCCAAACCCUCGCCCUGCAGAAAGAGAUCCUCAUGCUCAAAGACAAGCUGGAGAAGACUCGCCGUGAGAGCCAAAGUGAGCGGGAAGAGUUUGAGGCCGAGUACAAAGAGAAAUAUGAGAGGGAGAGAGUCCUGCUUACUGAAGAAAAUAAGAAGCUGUCCAGUGAACUGGAAAAGCUCACCACGAUGUUUGAGAAGGUGAGCAGCUCCAACAGACAGCUGGAGGACGAGAUGAGGGAGCUGGCUGACAAAAAGGAGAGCGUAGCUCACUGGGAGGCCCAGAUCACAGAAAUCAUCCAAUGGGUGAGUGAUGAGAAGGAUGCUCGGGGCUACCUGCAGGCUCUGGCCACUAAGAUGACAGAAGAGUUGGAAGGACUGAGGAACACCAGCCUGGGACCAAGAGCCACGGACAUGCCGUGGAAGAUGCGCCGCUUCGCCAAGCUGGACAUGUCAGCCCGUCUGGAGCUCCAGUCAGCCCUGGAUGCUGAGAUCAGAGCCAAGCAGAGCAUCCAGGACGAACUCAACAAGGUCAAGGCCAGUAACAUUGCCACAGAAUGUAAACUCCAGGAUGUGGAAAGCAAAAACCAGGAGCUCCUGGCUGAGAUCGACAGGCUGAAGAAGGAGACAGAGGAGCUUCGGCUACGAAGGGGUGUCAAGCACCAGGAUUCCCAGAAUUCCUUCUUGGCUUUUCUCAAUGCCCCCACCUCAGCACUCGACCAGUUUGAUCGCUCGCCAUCCGUCGGCCCAGCUAGCAAAGGCAGACGUGUGGACUCAAUGGAUAACUUCACUCCCUCCAACACUCCAUCUCGGGAAGAUGACCCUAAGUCGCACCUCAAGUCCCGCUCGCGUUCACCUUCCAUGGCUAGUGAUGUGGAGCCCAUAGAGUUGAUAGACCAUCCUCCCCGUACAGUCCAGACCCCCACCAUGCGCUCAGGAGGGUACGGCAGUAUUGGACGCUCCUCACCUAAGUCCAAAGCACAUCAGUUUGUGGUGAAGACAUUCAACACACCCACCAAGUGUAACCGGUGCACUUCCCUCAUGGUGGGGCUCAUACGUCAAGGUUGUACCUGUGAAGUGUGUAACUUCUCCUGCCACGUAACGUGUGCGGACAAGGCUCCGGCUGUGUGUCCAGUACCCCAGGACCAGACCAAGGGCCCGCUGGGUAUUGACCCUCAAAGGGGGAUCGGUACUGUGUAUGAAGGGCACGUCAGGGUGCCCAAACCGACAGGGGUGAAGAAGGGUUGGCAAAGGGCGCUGGCUGUCGUGUGCGACUUCAAACUGUUCCUCUACGAACUGGGAGAAGGGAAAGCCACGCAGCCAAGUGUAGUAGUCAGCCAAGUCAUAGAUAUGAGAGAUGAAGAGUUUUCAGUCAGUUCAGUCCUGGCCUCUGAUGUCAUCCACGCCAGCCGCAAAGACAUCCCUUGUAUAUUCAGAGUGACAGCGUCCCAGCUCUCCCCCUCCAGCAGCCACAAGCCCUCCAUCCUCAUCCUGGCUGACAGCGAUCAGGAGAGGAACAAAUGGGUGGGCCUCCUCAACGAGCUCCACCGCAUCCUCAAGAAGAACAAGCUCAAGGAGCGCUUUGUCUACGUCCCCAAGGAGGCUUACGACAGCACCCUGCCGCUCAUCAAGACCACACAGUCUGCUGCUAUCAUAGAUCACGAGCGUGUCGCCCUGGGCAAUGAGGAAGGUCUUUUUGUCAUCCAUGUCACCAAAGAUGAAAUAAUCCGGGUGGGGGACAACAAGAAGGUGCACCACAUCGACCUGAUUCUCCAGGAGCAGCUGCUGGCGGUCAUCUCCGGCAGAAAUCGCCACGUUCGUCUUUUCCCCACGCAGGCCCUGGACGGCCGCGAGACCGAGUCUUACAAGCUGGCAGAGACAAAGGGCUGUCAGACUAUCGUCUCCGGCCUCGUCCGCAACGGCUCACUCACCUGCCUCUGCGUGGCCAUGAAGAGACAGAUCAUAUGCUACGAGGUGAAUAAGAGUAAAGCACGACACCGUCGGCUGCGAGAGCUGCAGGCUCCGGGGCCCGUUCAGUGGAUGGGUUUGCUCAGUGAGCGUCUCUAUGUAGGAUAUCAGUCUGGCUUCACCCGCUACAGUGUCCAUGGUGACGUGUCCCCCGUCAACCUGCUCCACCACGAGGAUCACACCCUGGCCUUCAUCCCCCAGCAGAACCUGGACGCCCUCUGUGCCGUGGAGAUCUCCAGCAAGGAGCUGCUGCUGUGCUUCAGUGCCAUAGGAGUGUAUGUGGACUCCCAGGGCCGCCGGUCACGUCAGCAGGAGCUGAUGUGGCCAGCUGUUCCCAACGCUGCCUGCUACAACGCCCCCUACCUGUCAGUGUACAGUGAGAACGCUGUCGAUGUGUUUGAUGUCAACACCAUGGAGUGGAUUCAGACCAUCCCUCUGAAGAAGGUGCGACCUCUGAAUGUCGAUGGCUCUCUGAACCUGCUGGGACUAGAAACAGUGCGGCUUAUAUACUUCAGAAACAAGACGGCUGAGGGUGAUGAGCUGGUCGUCCCAGAGACGUCAGACAACAGCAGGAAGCAGAUGGUGCGCAGCAUGAACAACAAGAGGCGCUUCUCCUUCAGGGUGCCUGAGGAAGAGCGACUUCAGCAGAGGAGAGAGAUGCUGCGAGACCCGGAGAUGAGGAACAAGCUGAUCUCCAACCCCACCAACUUCAACCACGUGGCCCACAUGGGACCAGGAGACGGAAUCCAGAUCCUCAAAGACCUGCCCAUGAACGUCCGUGUUCAGGAUAGCCGCGCGGGCUUCAGCGGUUCAGUCAGCAUCCCCUCCAUCACCAAGAACCGGGCUGAGCCGGGCCGCUCCAUGAGCGCCAGCAGCGGACUGGGCAUACGCUCGUCCUCCCAGAACGGCAGCGCUCUGCGCAGAGAGCUGUCAGGUGGGAGCUACGGAUCCAAACGGCAGACCAUGACCUCUCCUUCCGAGAGCUCCCUGUCCUCUGGUGGAGGCAUGGACUGCGUAGAUGCUCCACUCUCACAGUUUGACAGAGAGUGGCAGGCGGUCUCACCGUCGGAGAAGACCCCCGAUCUGAAAAGGGCUUUAAGGACCCUGCUUAGUAAGAUGAAGGACUCAGACUCCCCCCGUCACUCUACAGCCUCCAACAGCUCCACCUUCAGCAGCCCUCCCAGUCCGGCCUCCCCUCACAAAACCAAGUCCCUGUCCCUGGAGAGCACAGACCGGAUGGCCUGGGACACAUGAGCUUCAGCCGGCCUCUCGCCCCACGCACCCACCCACCCACCGACCGACCGACAGCACAGGACUCCAAACCCUCCUCGUCCCUCCUCCACUGCAGCCUCUCGCAACCUUUCUACCCCCCCCCCUUCCCAAACAGACACACACACACACCUCUCACUGCCCAGAGAACUGCACCUCCUGACGAACCUUUGUCCCACUUUUGUCUCUCAUCGUUCUUCCAAGACGGGGCAGAAACACUAAGAGUCUUUCGUGUCUUUGAGGGAAAUUCUGAGGGAGAAAUUAACAAAACUUAGUGUACAUGUGGGUGCUGGUGUUUGAGGGUGUGUGUGCGUGUGUUUGAAAGAAGCGCCUUCCAGCGUGUGUGUGUGUGUGCAUGCAUGUGUUAAUUCAGAAAGGGCAUACAAUAUAGGAACAAAGCGUGGAGCUUUGCCGACACCACUCUGUCCACAGGUCCCCCCUCGAUUCACUCAGAGACUCAGAAAGCUCACAAGGCAUCAAAAAGAGAAGAGGAUUAUUACUGAGAGAAAAUGAUUUGUAUUUGUACAAAGGAUCCUUUGGCUUUUAGGGGACAAUAUUUUAAUUUAUUUAUCAGGCUUAGACAAGGAAAGGGAGGUUUGCUUCAUGGCCUGAAUCAGACAGCUGCUCACUUCCUUCAGCUUUCUCUGUGGGUGCUGCAAAAAUCGAAAAUGUAACAAAAAAAGAGAGAGAGAGAGAAAGGAAAACGGUGAUUUUUUUCUUUUGCUCAUGACACUAAGUGCAGUGACUUUAUAUUAUUUUUUUUAUUUUUGACCAUCAGAGAAAAUUAGCGUUAAUAUUGCCGGCUUCUCCGACAUCAUCUUCACCACCACUGCUCCUCUGUGCUUCUCAUUGGUCCAGUGCGAGUGACAUCAUCCAGCAGCCCUGGACGUGUCCUCCGCCGUAGUGUAGACGUUCCACUUUGCUGUGCAACCAAACUGACCAACUCACAGGUUCCCAUCACAGUAAUGUACAUAGGUUCAAAGUAGAGAGUAAUAUAUGAUAAGGAAAAUACUAUAGAGAAGUACACAGGAAAGAAAAAAAAAAAUCCUUUUAUUUUCCUUUUUUCGUUGUUUGUUUUGAGAGCGAUUUGGGGUUGUGUUCACACAAAAAGCCAUUUUAAACCACUUUCCAGUUUUCUUCUUUUUUUUUUUUUUUACUGAUUGAUUUUAGAUUUGUUUGUUUUAUAUUGUACUUAAGACACGCAUUGUGUUCCCCCCCCACACUCUGUUUGCGUUUGAGUGAAGCAAAGUCACGUAUGGAUCGACACUACUGCCCGUACUGUAGAGUGAACACGUGCGAACCUGCUAUCACACAUGUAUCCACGCACACUGAGGUGGUGUUGUUAUGCAGCAGAUGCCUUGUCCUGUGACUGAAGUGGCUGUGAUCAUUUAACCAAUAGUUAUCGACGUGUGUGUGUGUGUGUGUGUUUUAAACUCACUGUGGUAUCUGGGUGGAAAGAUCAGUCCUUUCGCUGAGCUUGAUUUAACCAAAAACGGACAAUAGAGGGAGACUCUGUCUUUGUGACGGCCUUUGCGUAGUGUGAAGAGGGUUUAUAGUUGAACUGUUCAUUACAAAGUGACAUUUGUAAGAGCUCUUGAUUAGGAAAAAAAACAAAAACACUAUAAUGUAAAGAAUGUAAACACUUAAAAGCUAGGACAAAGUCAGCACUUGGGUUUGCUACCUGUUGGACUGGAUCUCUAAGCCUCGAGCGGUUUUUCUUCGGCAGUUUGGACAGGCCUCUGAAAGAACAUUAAACGGUGUGGCAGCUUCUGGCUGCACUCACAGCCAAUAACCUGUUACCUCUGUUCCUCUCCUUCAGUUUACAGACAGAUCGAAAGGCAUUUUACUCGCUCACAGGGCAGAUGGGGGUAAAACCGUGAGGGAAUAAUGUGCAUGGAGCUGAAAACUGUCUGAAACUGUCCUGACUUCAAACACAAUGUGGUAUCAUGCAUAAGAAGAAUGCACAUCCUGUACUGUGGCUCGUUGUUGGUGUGUAGUCCUCAUCAGAGGGUCUGUGGGGAAACCUGCUCCUCCCCUUUGGGAACGGGCUGAAUGCUUGGUGUACAGUACGGCGUCCUGGCUCACAAUCCUCCAGUUUAUUCUGCUUGUCUUGUUUGUUAGAGAGAGAAACAAAAAAACAAGUACUUUGGUGGUCAUUCCUGCCGAUUCCCCUGUUGAAACACGUAGCUCUAAACAACCCAUUCCAAGUGUUGUUUUUUUCUUUUUGUUUUUUUUGUUUGUUUGUUUUUUUUUUUUAGUAUUCCAUUUUAUAUGAAGAGAGAGGGAGAGGUUUGGAGCUCCACAGUGCGACUAAGCUGGUUUUUAUUCCAAACAGCCACCUUUUUGAAACUUUUUAAGCUAGCAAGUUCCUCCUUAGUUCCUGCUGGAGUUUAUGUGUAGAAUGUAUUAGGUGGGGGUCGGAGAACUGUCUUAGCCAGGUGUUUUACUAUUGGCCAAUAUUGUACAGAAAUAAAAAAUCCUAGAUAUCCCAGUUUGAGGAGAGGGGAAGAGAAACUCAGGAAAUGUCAGAACCAAUGAAUUAUUUUUCAUUUAGAUGAAAAUGGGUGCGUUAGAGGUUUGUUUGGACGGAUGGCUGGAGCGAGCGAGCGAGUGAGGGAGAAGAGUACAGUAGAUGUGACCCGGGUGGAGAGAGCAGGAAGAAAAGGUGGCGAGGGCUAGAAGAUGUUUGGAGAAAAAAAAGAAAGAAAAAAAAAAAGAUGAAAUGUUUCCAGGGGUGAAUGGUGACAGGUGUCACAGUGAUAACAUUUAAAAGAAGGAAAACCUAAAGAAAAAAAGAAAAAAAUCAAACGCCUUUGCAUUUCAGUGAGGUCUUAUCUACAGUACCUUCUAUAUUAUUUUGCUCUUUCAUAUCAUAUUACUUUGUUUUGUUUUUUUUCUAGGAUUGCUUUGUAAUAAUUUGUACAGUUUUGCAUGUUAUAGAUGUAAUCAUUUUUUGUUUUCGGUUUGUUGUUUUACUUGGACUUGCUCCUUUUUGAACGGUUUGGGCGUUUUACUGAGGAUAACCCACUACAGGUGAUGUAGAUUCUUUUUUGCACAAAAAAAAAUAUUUAAGGUGUAAGGUCAAAACAAAAGUAAAGUAAUGUAUGAAACUGGCUGCCACACUUAAGUGGAGAACUCAUAUUAACCUGACUCCGAUGUAUUUCAAUAAAGCGGAGGGCUGUUACAAAUACAA
Messenger RNA from Scatophagus argus, 10016 nucleotides. RefSeq names its product CDC42 binding protein kinase alpha (DMPK-like) b (gene cdc42bpab). The coding region runs from base 1400 to 6808 and encodes 1802 amino acids. Gene Ontology annotation, cellular component: cytoplasm; actomyosin; cytoskeleton. Gene Ontology annotation, biological process: actomyosin structure organization; peptidyl-threonine phosphorylation. The transcript is spliced from 43 exons. The record is from RefSeq and is a predicted model, not a curated record. NCBI's taxonomy places the organism in Eukaryota, Metazoa, Chordata, Actinopteri, Scatophagidae. Gene Ontology annotation, molecular function: ATP binding; protein serine/threonine kinase activity.